Molecule: messenger RNA, 1467 nt
Organism: Cryptococcus deneoformans JEC21
Lineage: Eukaryota; Fungi; Basidiomycota; Tremellomycetes; Tremellales; Cryptococcaceae
Product: phosphoribosylglycinamide formyltransferase, putative
Exons: 3
Coding region: 28-825 (265 amino acids)
Biological process (GO): 'de novo' IMP biosynthetic process
Cellular component (GO): cytoplasm
Molecular function (GO): phosphoribosylglycinamide formyltransferase activity
Source: RefSeq, a predicted model, not a curated record
ACAGCCUCUUGGCAAGCCGCUAGCACGAUGCCCCGCACCCGCCGCAUCACAGUCCUCAUCUCAGGCUCAGGCACAAACCUCCAGGCGCUGCUCGAUGCGGCCGGCACGCCCCGUCUCCCCGGCGCCGCGAUCACCGCCGUCAUCUCCUCCCGCUCAAACGCCUACGGCCUCACCCGCGCCCGCACGCACGCCCCCCCGAUCCCCGCCGCCGUCUGCGCCCUCAAGACGUUCCUGAACCGCAACCCGGGCGCCACGAGGGAAGACUACGACGCGGAAGUCGCGAGGCAGGUUCUGGACACGAGGCCGGACAUUGUCGUCCUCGCCGGCUGGAUGCACAUUCUCUCAGACCGCUUCCUCGAUAUACUCGACGGCAAGAAGGAGCCCCCGCCCGCGCCCGCCCUUCCGCCGCCCGCACCGAGCAGCCUGCCCACCCAGACCGAGCCCAUCCCCUCCCACGCCCCCGGCGCCGUUUCGCAAAACGCACAGGCCACGUCCGAGCUUCCCCCGCCGCCGCCGAGCCAGUCGUUCCCCGUGCCCAUCAUCAAUCUCCACCCAGCGUUGCCGGGCGCGUUUGACGGCGCGCAUGCUAUUGACAGGGCCUUGGAGGCUUUCCAAAAAGGCGAGGUCACGCGCACAGGCGUCAUGGUUCACAGGGUCGUGGCCGAGGUAGACAGGGGGGAGCCCUUGCUCGUCAAAGAGGUUGAAAUCAAGCCCGAGGACAGGCUGGAAGAUCUUGAAGAGAGAAUACAUUCGGUUGAGCACGAGAUUAUCGUUGACGGCGCGCGACUCAUUAUUGAACAACUCGACAGACAGGGCCGACCAUGAUAUGCAUAGACUAUACUGACCAUGAGAUGUGACAUGCACUUAUCCAAAGCUGCUGCUGCUGAACCGAGUUCUGACAUGAGAAGCGCAAAAGGCGAAUCGGCAUGAUGGCAUCAACGCCCACUUAUUUUUCAACGUCAUUUUUCCGACCACGCAAGCUUGCAAGCAAAAUAUCAUGCGGUCUUUCGCCUCUUCUCUUUGACUUGAGGUAGUCGGCGAGCAAAAACGCGACGUCUGUGGUCGCAAAUGGUCAGCCGAUAAGCUUGACACGCAAAAAAAAAACCGGACCUAGCGACUGCUCGUAAUUCAAACGCGGGUCGCAAUGCGUUCUGUAAUUGAACGAGAGGUCUUUAUCCUCCAACUCCAUCGAACCACCGAUACACUCGGUCUAUUUUUCACACGACUAUUUAGCCUGGUGUCCCGCAUUAAAAAAAAUGGAUGGGGGGACAUACAACAGAAUACCCAUCGUCAUUGACCUCUCCUGUCAAUUCAAGAUGCACUCCACCAAGAAUAGUAUUCUUUUCUUUAUGGAUUUCCAUGCUUCGAGUAAUUUCGGUAAUGACGUCUACAAAAUGUCGAGUUUUGAGGGUAGGGUCAUGGACAGAGGAUUUGGUGCUAUGAAAAAAAAGUUUAGUUGCCAAGAUU